CGUCCCUACUUUAACUCUUUAACUCUUUGCUGCCUGCUGAUAGAAUCUAGGGGAGAUUUUUAAAUAUUGCUUUAAAAGACUGUGUUUCUCAGAGGUUAAGAAGAUUUAAAGUGAAUAUUAAGUUGGAAAUAAAUCAAUAAUUUUACAGAAGAUGGCAGCCAAACAAUUAAAGUCUACUGUAACAAAGGGCUCUGGAAUUUCAUCAGCUGGUGCCUCUCCAGCUCAUACAGCAGAGACUAGAACAUUGAACUUAGAGGCGGUACAAGAGAACUUAAAAGACUUUAUGCAAGAAAAAUUUAAAGUAAUAACUGAUGAGAUGUCUGAAAUGAAAGAGCAGAUAUUAGAAAUUCAAGUGGGAAAUAAAGAAGUUAAGGAAGGAUUUGUAAUUGCAGUACAAAGUUUGGCAACAAAUGUGAUUUUAUUAGAAGAGGAAGUUGAAGAAAUUAAGCAACAUAAUUCAAAAUUAGAAAAUAAAAUGGCUGAAUUUCAAAGUAAAAUGGAAAAAACAGAUGAUGAAAUAGUUUUGAUACAAUAUAGAAAUAUGGAAUUUGCUCUAAGAAUCCGUGGUCUGAAAGAGAAUAAAGAAGAGAAUUUAAGGGAAAUUUUUUCUGAAGUAUUUGCUGAGAUAUUAGCAGUUUGUCCAGCAGAUGUGGCUUAUCAAAUUGAUAAAAUAUAUCGUGUGAAUUCGUGGAUAGCAAGGCAAAAAAAGUUGCCAAGGGAUGUUAUUUAUUUUACAAAUAGAACAGUGAGAAAUCAGAUUUUGCAAGCCUCAUAUAAGGGGGAGAAGAUUCAGAUUGCUGGUCAAGGUAUUUUAAUAUUAAAGGAAAUUCCACCAAAAAUGUUAAGGGCUAGGAAGGAAUUUGCCUUCCUGGUGAAUGAACUUAAAAAACGUCAGAUUGAAUAUAGAUGGGAUAUUCCAACUGGUAUAAUAGUAUAUUAUGCAGGGAAAGUACAUUGUCUCAAUACAGUUGGAAAAGCAGGAGAAUUUUAUGUUGAGGCAUUAAAAGUUGGAAGUCCUCCUCCAUUGGAAGCUAGAAGAAGAGAGACUGAGGUGAAGGAAAGAGAAGUGAAGCAGGUACAAGAACAGAUUGUGAUGGAAGAAGAUUUAUUACAAGUGUUGGAAAUACCUACAACGGGUUCAGACUCAAAAGAACAAAGGCUGACGAGCUGCUGCUAAACGCAAGGAACAAGAGAUGAAGGCACAACAACAACUGGCAACUACUACAAUGGAAACAGUGGGAGGAGCAAGGCCUAAAGCAAAAUGUGAUCUGCGGCUAGUGUUCCAAAAGUUUCCUUUGGCCGAUAAUGGCAAUUAAACUAUUAUCUUGGAAUGUUAAUGGUUUGAAUUCACCGCAGAAGAGAAGGAAAGUAUUUCACUAUUUGAAACAAUUUAAAAAUGACAUUACCUGUUUACAAGAAACACAUAUUAGAUCUUUAGACCAGAAAUAUUUGAUAAAUUCAAAACUGGGAGUACAUUUUGUUGCCUCCUCUUUGGAAAAAAAAUGCAUUUUGGAUUAAAGUAUGGUGGAUCAUGCAGAAUAUUUUGAAAAAGAAGAUUAAGUUUACCCCGCAGUUCUUUUUACUAGGAAUAAUUAUGGAUUGUACAGCUAUAGAGACUAAAUUGAUUUUGAACUUAAUAACAGCCGCAAGACUUUUGAUUGCUCAAUAUUGGAAGAAAGAAGAAUUACCUACAAUUGAAGAAUGGACACUUAAAGUAUCAAAUCUGGCAGAAAUGGCAAAAAUCUCUGCUUACUUGAAAGACUAUACACAAGAAAAAUAUAUUUUAGAAUGGAAAAUGUGGAUUGAUUAUAUUCAAAAUAAGUAUCAGAUAAAAAAAUAUCGAAUAGCAUAUGAGUAAAUUUAGGAAAUAUUUUGUAUUAGAUAUAUUUCUGAAGGAGAGGGGAAUUGAGAGUGUGAUUAAGUGUGGAGAGACUAGAGAUUAUAAUUUAGAAAUUAUUUUAGAUUAUGAUUGUUAGUUUUGAUAUCCUGCAUUUUGUUCUGGGA
Ahaetulla prasina is the source of this 2004-nucleotide messenger RNA. RefSeq lists its product as uncharacterized. Lineage: Eukaryota; Metazoa; Chordata; Lepidosauria; Squamata; Colubridae. The record is from RefSeq and is a predicted model, not a curated record. The transcript has 2 exons. The coding region runs from base 152 to 1177 and encodes 341 amino acids.